Saccharomyces eubayanus is the source of this 564-nucleotide messenger RNA. RefSeq lists its product as uncharacterized. Lineage: Eukaryota; Fungi; Ascomycota; Saccharomycetes; Saccharomycetales; Saccharomycetaceae. The coding region runs from base 1 to 564 and encodes 187 amino acids. The record is from RefSeq and is a predicted model, not a curated record. The transcript has a single exon.
AUGCUCGAGCUCUGUUCUCUUACAUCUUUGCUCAUCAUUUUCGCACAAGCUGAGUUUAUAGACAGCAAUGGUGCUUAUAUAUACACUAAUGCUAGCGAAUUGUCUAAACUAACUCGAUUCCCAGUGACACCCGUCUAUGGGAAAUUGCAAGACAUUAACCAUCCGAACGGUACUCCCAGAUACCUUUAUGACGACAGCCAGGUUAACAUGGACUACAUAGAUACAGCAUUAGAGGCGUAUCAGUAUCACAACCCAGCUACGAACGUGUCUAGCUUUAUACAAAAUACCGAAGCGAAUAAGAGUGAUAGGGCCGAGCUGGCAAAGAGGUCAAUCGGGAUAAUGGCCCAAGUUAUAACGUCAGUGUUAGAGUACGCGUGGUUCAAAUUCCACUCCUGUGGGGCGGUGUACAAAACCAUAGGCCACACCCACUACAGAAUAGAAAUUUGCACUACUAGAAAAACUUGCGAGAUACCACCUGAUAUCAUCAAAGCAGAUGAGGCUGACCUCGAAAAUUACUCAUCCUUUAUUUAUGGCUGGUUCAUAAGCGACCAUGAUUCUACGUGA